Molecule: messenger RNA, 1775 nt
Organism: Bufo gargarizans (Asiatic toad)
Lineage: Eukaryota; Metazoa; Chordata; Amphibia; Anura; Bufonidae
Gene: PTGER3
Product: prostaglandin E receptor 3
Exons: 2
Coding region: 170-1315 (381 amino acids)
Biological process (GO): adenylate cyclase-activating G protein-coupled receptor signaling pathway; positive regulation of cytosolic calcium ion concentration; phospholipase C-activating G protein-coupled receptor signaling pathway
Cellular component (GO): plasma membrane
Molecular function (GO): prostaglandin E receptor activity
Source: RefSeq, a predicted model, not a curated record
GCCCUGGCUGGGUCUCACUCCACUCUGCGAUGUGACGCGUCGCCGCAGACGCCCCCUGGUGGUUAUAUAGCAGAGUGCUCCCGGAGCUUGUGGCACAGCACAGGGUGUCCUCCUGCUGUCGACAUGAGCCUGAGAAGCGCCGUGUUCCUGGAGGAUCCCCGGAGGCAGCAUGGAGUUCAGCACAGACCCCUGUGACAGCUUUAACUACACCUCUGGAAGGAUGUGGGACCCCAACACGUCCAAUGUCCUGAAGGAGAGGAGCUGGGGGAACUUGUCCAGAAUGCUGGAGGACUGUGGGGGGUCAGUGUCUGUGGCUUUCCCCUUGUCUAUGAUGAUCACUGGGCUGGUGGGGAAUGCUCUGGCCAUGCUGCUGAUCUACAAGUCCUACAAGAAGAAGGAGAGUAAGAGGAAGCAUUCAUUUCUGCUGUGCAUAGGAUCCCUGGCACUUACUGACUUCAUGGGACAGCUCCUCACCAGCCCCAUUGUCAUCUCAGUCUACCUGGCCAAAAGGCAGUGGAGCAAAGUGGACCCUUCGGGACACCUGUGCGCCUUCUUUGGACUGAGCAUGACCAUGUUUGGACUGUGCCCCCUGUUUAUAGCCAGUGCCAUGGCUAUUGAAAGGACUCUGGCCAUCAGGUCUCCUCACUGGUACUCCAGCAACAUGAGGACCAAAGUCACCAUAACAGUGUUACUGUGCAUCUGGGGGGCAGUGCUUGGGUUUGCCCUCCUGCCCAUCAUGGGGUUGGGGCAGUACACCCUGCAGUGGCCUGGGACCUGGUGUUUUAUCAGCACUGACCACAAGACUCCAGGGAACAUUGUUUUUGCUUCCACUUUUGCCUCUCUUGGUCUCCUGUCCCUUGGGACUACCUUCACCUGCAACCUGGCCACUAUUAAAGCCCUGGUGACCCGAUGCAAAAGUAGGAGCUCAGCCUCCAAGAUCAGCAAGCAGUGGGAGAGGAUUACAAUGGAGACCAUGAUCCAGCUCAUGGGGAUCAUGUGUGUCCUGUUUGCCUGCUGGUCUCCCCUUCUGGUCAUUAUGCUAAAGAUGAUCUUCAAUCAUACCUCAGUGGAACGCUGCAACCCCACCUCGCCCACGCAAAGCGCGGAGGUUCAGAAGGACUGCAACUUCUUUCUGACGGCCAUUCGCCUGGCCUCGCUCAACCAAAUACUGGAUCCUUGGGUUUACCUCUUACUUAGACAAAUGCUACUCAGAAAGUUCUGCCAAGUAGCCAAUGCAGUGUCUAACUGCUCCAAUGAUGGGCAAAAGGACCAGCCGAUCAUCCUAAGCACUGAAAUAAGAAAACCCAUUGGUUGAUAACGGAGAACUAUUGAGAAAGCGCAUGCUAAAAAAAAAACUUUAAAAAGAAAAAGUUUAAAUGUAAAAUGGUCCAUCUGGACCUGUGUUCCAGAGAUGGGAUAUUACGCUGCUAAAUGGAGUACAUUUUAAUUUAUCCUCUGUGCCAAAUGUCUAAAUCAGUGAUCUGCAAGUUGAGGCUCCCUCUGGCUGUUGUGACUAGCAUGCCCGUCAUAGUGUUACAACAGCCAGAGAAAGCCAUAACUUUCAGGCUCCUGGUCUAAAUUGUAUAUAUGUAUAUAUAGACAUGCAAAUACAUCAGACAUGAAACUGUGUAACACCAAGCAUGGUGAAGAUGAUGCAUGACGGGGUCCAAGGUAUGACAACCAAAGAGCAUCAUUCCCAUAAGCAUCUGCUAAAUGCAUGACAAAGUCUAUAUCAUGAGCAUAUGCCGGGAAAUAAAACAGAUUUUCAGAGUGGC